Molecule: messenger RNA, 6305 nt
Organism: Metopolophium dirhodum (rose-grain aphid)
Lineage: Eukaryota; Metazoa; Arthropoda; Insecta; Hemiptera; Aphididae
Product: dynein regulatory complex protein 11-like
Exons: 9
Coding region: 523-2943 (806 amino acids)
Molecular function (GO): protein binding; ATP binding; ATP hydrolysis activity
Source: RefSeq, a predicted model, not a curated record
GACAUUAAAAUAAUAUUUUACAUACUUAUGAAAAGUGUUAUCACGAUAUAAUAUAUAUUUGGAUAGUAAUCAUAUAAUAUUAUAUUUUAUUAUUAUUCAUACGAAUUAUUGAAUUUGUAUGAGUACAGAAUAUAAAAGUACGCUUUUAAAAUUAUGUUGAAACCUACUGAUAAACAAACCUAAUCUACCAUUGACAGUGUAGCCUGAAUAUAGCCUUAUAGGUAUACUUACAUAAAAAUAUACAUGUAUUCAAUUAAUUUCUCCUUAAAUGUCUUAAGAUAUAUGGUGACUAGUAACGAACUAACGGCAUGCCAUAACAACAUUAUACAACCACAGUUACGGAUUUUUUUAAAAAAAUUAUUAAUGUGCACUUUUGGACGUAUACUUGAACUCAAACAAAUUCUUAUUGGUGAAGACUUCUCAAUAUACACGUAUGUUUGAUUAAAACGUAUUAUUAUUUUGUACAUUUUGAAAUGUUUAUAUGCGGGUGUAUAUAGACCGAUAAUUGGAGAAUUGAAUGAUAUGAAAAUAACCUAUGACCAGUUUGAACUAAGUAUACCUCGGUGUUUCCGAAAUGAGAGACUAUCAUUUUUAGACGAUAUGGACAAUAAGAUCGAUGAAAUAAAUAACCGUAUUUUAAUAGAAGAAAACAAUAACUUAUUAAGCGAAAUACAAAACGAAAACAUUGAAACAGGAGAUGUAAAGCGGUCUAGCACUAGUCAAUUGAUCAGUCAAGAGUCAUCCGAAUCCUAUUUCGAUGUAGACAAAUUUGUUUUCGAUGUACAACCUGUAACUACAUUUGAAAAAAUUUUAAGUGCGGAUAAUUCAAGGGAAUUGUCUAUAAAACUCAUUCAAAAACAUAUCAGAGCAGUAAAAGAUCGUGUGGCUGUCAAUGAAUUAAUAUUCGCUAGAAUAACUAGAAGCAAUAUAAUUUCCGGGAAGUAUAAACAGCCUAGCAAAGAGAAAGGCCAAGAAGCGGCAGUAAAGAUUCAACGAUUUUGGAGACAUUAUCGAAUAAUGACAAAAGUUAAUGCUAGGAAACUAAAACGACACGUUCAACUUGGUAUGUACAUUACUAGUGAAAAACUGAAUUUCGAUAUUAAUCGUGAACUAGAGGAUACAAUUCGAAUACAACAAACUGAAGCAGAUAUAGAGUAUCGUAAAAUUAUAAGUAAAUUGGAAGACAAUUUUAUCCAACGCAACAAAUAUGAAAUAAUAGAAGAAAUCGAAGAUGAGCUUAGAGCGUACGUGUGGACGUAUUUUGAAAUGUGUCAUCAUUUACCGUCUUGGCCAAAUUCAAAACCUAUCAUGUUCUCUGACGAUAAUGAUAAAAUUAUUGGAUUACCACCGAUAAUUUUAUCGCCAGCUAUUUUGAAACAGUUAAAUAUACCACGUGUACAUUAUAUGUCAGCAUUAAAACAACGAUUACCACUUGGAGGUUCGGCAAUUAUUCAAACAGGAAGGUGGAUGACUAUAGAAAUGGCUGAAAUACUUGCAAUGUUAAUUAUAGAAUUUGAAAGAAAACCAGCAAAAGAGAGAAAUGUUCUAAUCAAACAACUGGCAGAAAAAAAUAAAAUUGAAAAAGAAAAAAAACUUGAAAGCUUAAAACUUAAGGAAAGGUUAACAGCAGCAGUUAAAAUUGUGGGCAUCGUUUUGGAAUCAAGUGAAUUAACGGAAUGGUUUAAAGAAAGGUUUAAUGAAUAUGAUAGUAAUUGGGCGUUAGAUAGUGGAAUCGAAAAUGAACCAAGGGAAGAUCUAAUAAAAUCUGAAAUUUAUUCAAAGGCUCAAGUGGAACUUAGAACUAUAGUGGAUGAAACUAUUAAGGAAGAAUUAGAAAUUCUAAAAAUGGCAUAUGCUCGGGAUUUGAAAAAGAAAUAUAAAAAACCAAAAAUAAAAAGUACAAAAAUAAAAAAAGGUCGGAAAAAAAAAAUAUUAACACCAGAUCCAGAUGAAAUCUUUGAAGAGUUGGUUAAAAACAAUCUGAUCAAAAAAUCAGUAACCUCUAGAUUUAUAGAUUUUCAAGGAGAAGUAUCAUUGAGCGCUUGUGUAUUAAGAGAAGAACCAUAUUAUUCUGAUCCACCCUAUUGCUUAGGUGAUAUACGUCAAAUUAUCAAAGAGUUUUGUGUUAUUGGUUUGAUUUUUGAGGAGCUUCGUACAUUGAAAAAUAUCGAAUUCAGUCGAUCACUAUUGAUAGCUGGUCCACAAAAGUCCGGCAAAUCAAUGUUAAUAAAUGCAAUAUGUACAGAAACUGGAUCAUUAAAGAUCGAACUUACACUGAAGAAUGUGUCAGAAAAUUAUCCAGAACUUUCGAAAAUAAAUAAAUUAGUCAAUAAUAUUAUUAAGUUUGCUAAGACAUAUCAACCAGUUGUGAUCGAAGUGGAUUUAGCUGAUGUUCCAUUUUAUAAGAAAAUUCCAAAAGAUUUAAAAGUAUAUCAACCGAAUUUGAUGGCGAAGUUGAUGAUAAAGCUUUUGAAAUCAUUGAGCAAAUCUGAUCGUAUAAUAGUUAUAGGAAAAGCAACAAGCCCUUGGUUGACUGCCGGAACAAAAUUAUCAAAAAUAUUUGAAACCAUUGUGUUCACCGUGCCUGACGACUGUACUAUAUUUUUAUUUCUCAACGACUUACUAAUGAGCUAUCCAGUAGUCAGCCGAAGAUUUCCAGUUACACCAUUGACCAAAAUGUUGGCCGGUUAUUCAAAGCAGAUGAUAGCCGACAUUGUGGCCGAAGUGAUGACCACUGAACGGCUGCUAACAAUAAGACAAUAUCCAUUGAAUCCCGUGGAGUUUGUACCCGUAAUGUUCAAAUAUCCGAAGCAGAACCCUCAACAGUUUGAACUUUACAAAAAGUGGUAUGACAAAUAUGUAUCUAUGGGUAUAAGAAAAGUAUUAGAAAUGGAAGCAAAACUAGCGUUAGUAAAUAAAAUUACAAACAAAAAAUUAAAAUAAACAUUUCUGAUGUAUGAGAGUCACAUUGUGAGUAUUUUGGAACUAAUGAAUUAAUUUGCAAUAUAAUAGGCAUAUAGGUAUAUAGUAUAAUUUAAUGUUAUAGGCUUUCAUAAAGUAACUACAGUAAUCAUACUGCAGUAAGUUUAGAAUACAAUUAUUUAAAUAAUUCAAUUUUUUCAUUCAUCAGUGAACAAUCAAAAAUUUUAAUUUGCAUAUUUCAAUCGAUCACUGAUAAAUGAACGAUACAAACAAAUUUAAAUUGUAUUCCAUCUUACUGCAAUUAUUUCAUGAAAGCCCGCAUACAUUAUAAUAUAUUACCUAUAUAUUACAAAUUAUAGGUACCUCCUAAUCUAUUAGUUCCAAAAUAUUGUUCACUCACGAUAUGAGUCUCAUAUGUUUCAAUGUUUAUUUUAAUUUUUUGUUUGUAAUUUUAUUUAUUUAUUUUUGUUUUCAUUUCUAAUAUAUUUUUCUGACACCUAUAUUUACUUACAUAUUUGUCAUACAACUUUUUUAACAAGUCAAAUUGUAAAGGGCUGCGUUACUGUGAAUUGUGAUAAAUAAUAAAUCUGAUGAUGAUACAUUAAGUUGAAUAGUGGUAUAAAUAUUAAAUUAUAAAUUAUAAAAAGGGUAAACUUUUUUGACAGAGUAAAAAGUUUCUUAUCGAAAAUCAUUAAAAAAUACUAAAAGAAAAAAAAUAGCACCUCAUUGUAAAAUCAAUACAUUCAUCAAUUCGUUCAAAAUUUAAAAAACCGUAUUAACAGUUGUGUAAUAUCUACCCAUAGUUUGCGAGGAGGUGUAUAUGUUGUAUAAUAUAAAACAUAAAAGAAAAAAAUUAAAAAACAACAACAAGUAUUAUUCCGUGGAAAAAAUGUUUACGGUUAAGAACCGACGAUAAAAAAAAAAAAAAACUAUAAUUUUGUGGAGUGGGUGUAUUAAUACGUACGUUUUAUCUAUAUAUACGGCAGCCGCUUUAUAUCUCAAUAUACCUACUUAUAAUAUAGUACGAAAAUACAUAGAAACCGCGAUAAGGGUGGUAUAUAGAUAAGCUAUCUGGUGGCGGAAAAGGCAAAGGGCGAGAAAACCGACGCGAAAAGCGCACGCACCGCACGCAACUCGGUGGUAACGAAGUAUUCGUUUUAAUAAAAUCGGACUCGCGACUUUUUUUUUCGCCAAUCCAAUUCGGCGGCGGCGGCGGCAGAUUUUAUUACGCGGUCCGCCGGGCGCGCGACUCACUUCCGUUGCGCGGGAGCGGCUGGCGGCAGGGUGGGCUAUAUACGAAACGGGUGGGCGAGAGCGCUCGGGUGGGUGUGUGUACGCCGGUGUGACGGGAAAGCGCGAUGUGGGUGUGGGUGUGGGUGCGGGUGCGGGUGAGCGGUGAACGCCGCGCGGCGUGCGGUUGCCAAGGGGCUGACUGACGUGCGCUGGACGCGCGACGGCCGCUCGGGGCGCGACGGUUGGCCAGGAUUGGGUGCGAUUGGGCGGUGAGGGUGGGUGAGCUUGCGCCCGGAGCGCAUUGAUCGGCGCGAAGUUCGCACCGCGGCCCGCGCGCCAGCGUACGCUCGCGCGAAAGCUCAAUAUGGCCCCCGCUCGCGCGCUAUGUCCCGCUUGAGCGUCGCGCGCGCGUACACGCACACACGCUGGCCACAGCGCGACACAUAAUAUACCUCUCCCCCGCCACCUCCGACCAUUUUGUUAUACUCCAAGUACCACGUCACUGGUAUUAUAACAUUAUUAUUGUUGUUAAGAUUUAGGUACCUAUACACAAUAUAUAUAUAUAUAUAUAUAUAUGUGUAUUUCAAUUGGUAUACCAACCGGCAACCAUAUUAUCACGGCUAGUAUUUGUGAUAUGAAAUAUAGGUAGACAUUGGUAGGUUUACCGAUCAGUGUUCACGGUAAUGUCGUUUAUUUUUUUUUAUCGCUAGUAUAUAUUAUUGUAAUCAUUUUUCGUUAACCUAAAGUAACAACAUUUAAUAUGAUAAAAAAAAAAAAAUGUUCUAUAUAGAGAGGUGCAUACAACUAUCCGUUAAAUUCAAAAACUGCACACUUUUAGAAGGUUGAAGUUCAAAGUUAAAACACAACAUUUUUUAGAUUAAAACAGCACAAGUCUUAAGAUUGUUGUAGCCACACACUAUUAUAGCUAUUACCGUCAGUCAAGUGGGUGGUACUCUUCACAAUAAUUACAUACGAAUUUAAUAUUUCUUUUUACAUAAUAGCAAUAAUAUCAUCUUUGUAGACAUUUGUUUUGUUCAUUCUGGGUGACAAGAAAUUAGAAUAUCGCAAUUUAAAAAGAAAUGUAAUGUUUCAAUUAAACUUGGUGAAAGUUUUUAACGUUCAUAAUACGUCUACAGGUUUAUAAAUUAAAAAUAUGGUGCGGUGGUUUCCCUAUAUAUAGGUACUUACAAUGAACCGAUGAAGUACGCGGUUUUCGUCCAUCGAUCUUUUUUAAGUCGAAAUCAUAAGUGCGCGGGUUGGAUGCAACCAAAACUUUCAGAAACAUAAAUAACAUAAAAACAAAACAAAAAACAAAUAACAAUAACAAAGCACAAUAGUGCAUACCUUUUAUAUGCCUACAGGCGUCACGCUGUGUUCAAAAAUUAUUUUCUGAAUAAAACCAACUAUACAUUUUACUAAAAAAAUUCGUGAACAUAAUUUUCAUCGGAAACCUUUGAAUUUUGUAUUAUUUAAUGUACCUUAUUCGAUGUAUAAUAUAUGAAUGGGUAGUAUUAAAUAAUGUGUGUACAUUUAUUUACCUUCAAGUUUCAAUUGAGCACUCGAGCGUGAUCAACAUUUAUAGAAAAUGUAUUAAAAUACAGAAUACAAGUAUAUACUAUAAUAUGAUAAGUUAUGUACAUAUUAAUAGUAUAUAUUGUUAUAAGUUCGUUUAUAAUUAUUAUUUUUGAGAAAAAACAACGUAUGAAUGUACUAUAGCGACUAAUGUAACGAAUUAUGAUAAACAAUAAAUAGCAUAUUAUACCGUGCAGUGUUCCUGCACAAAUGCACGAAAUAGUGACAAAAUAACUAUUUAUUUUUAAGGAAGCGUUAUAAUUUGUUUAUGCUAUAGGUAACAAUAAUCAAUAUUACUUAUAAAGUGCGAUGUAUUACUAUUAUGCAAUGUAAUAAGAACUUAUGCGUGAUCGAAAUGUUUUUAUUGGAAACAAUUCGAGGGAGAGACUUCGACGUAUAAAUUAUCUAUUCAAAUUUCCGGAGUUUAUUACUGAAACUGAAAUCAAAAAUAUUUUUUAUCGGAGUUAUUAAUAUAGGCGUAUAGUGAUCACGCAACCAUUUUAUCGAGGUUUUAAUCGGAUUACGCGCAAUUAAAAUACUUUGUAAAUAAUGGUCGUAGAUGCGUCCCAGUAUAGGUA